Messenger RNA from Cuscuta europaea, 1530 nucleotides. Lineage: Eukaryota; Viridiplantae; Streptophyta; Magnoliopsida; Solanales; Convolvulaceae. The record is from the annotation of a GenBank genome assembly.
GUUACCAUCAAACUCUCUUCCACUAACUUUCUUCUCUUGAAAAGUCAAGUGUUUCCCAUGCUCAGUGCCUUUGAUUUGCUUGGAUAUGUUGAUGGUUCAGUAUCUGUUCCUCCAAAGACCAUCUCACUAAUUCCGUUGAAAGCUCAAACCCAGCUUAUGCAUCAUGGCGGACCAUAGAUCAAAAAAAAUCUUGGAGUUCUCUUCUCCACCUUGACCUAAGAGUCUAUGGCAGAGGUUGUCGGUUGCUCAACUUCUCGUGUUGCCUGGCUCGCUCUCGAAGCAGCGUUCUCUCCCUCCUCUACUGCCCGGGCUAAUCAACUCAGGGAUGAAUUGCAAUCCCUCCGCCGUGGCUUUCUCUGUCGAACAAUACGGCCGUCAAUUCAAAAAUCUUUGCAAUAAAUUGUCUGAAAUUGGCCGCCAGGUGGAAGAGCCGGACAAGUCUCACUGGUUCCUCAAUCCUCCUGUACACGACCGUCUGCCUCAAGCUCAACAGUACGACCUAUUUCUUCGCACCAUGGAGGGAUCUGCUUCUGCUCCUGCUGCGUUCUACAGUUCCCAUCAACGCGCUCGCCACCGCUCUUUCACCGGCCGUGGCAGUUCUGGUAACUCUCAUGGCGGUUCUUCCUCCAGUAAUCCUACUGGAGCACGCACUAAUGUUACCGGCAGCAGUGGAACACACAAGCCUUUCGUUCCUAGAUGUCAAAUUUGUCGUGGGCCACACUUUGCUGAUCAGUGUCCCCAAUUUCUUCAAGCUAGGUCGACCUCUCUCCCUUCUACAACAAAUCUGGCCCAAGCUUUCACCAGUUCGUGCAAUGUUACCAAUCCCGCUUCAGAUUGGUAUGUUGAUACCAGUGCAAGUGCCCAUAUGACAUCUCAAACUUCUCUUUUGGAUCAACAUGAGCCCUAUUCUGGUAAUGACAGUGUCGUAAUUGGUAAUGGCUCCAAUUUACAUAUUUCUCACAUUGGCAUCUGCUCUUUAUCCCCCGAUCUUUCGUAUGCUUGAUGUGUUGGUCGUUCCGCAUAUCACGAAAAAUCUUUUAUCUAUUAGCAAACUCACAUCUGAUUAUCAUGUUGAGGUUAUUUUUUCUAACAAAUUUUUUACCAUUCAACAUCGGGAGACAAAGGUGCCUCUAGCUCAGGGACGAUGUGAUCAAGGGUUAUACGUGUUGGAGCGUGGUCAUUCUGCCUUGGUGGCUCGUUUGAAAAGCUGCAAGUUAAAAGCUUCUUGUCAUUUAUGGCAUUUACGGUUGGGGCAUGUCUCAUUUCAUUUGAUUUCCCUUUUACAUAAACUCGGACAUUUGGAAGUUACUUCAAUUUUACCUAAUCUCGGUCUUUGCACGUCAUGUCAAUUAGCUAAAAGUAAACGUCUUCCUUUAGCUUUAAAUGACAAACGUGUUAAUGCUAUAUUAGAUCUUGUUCAUUGUGAUUUAUGGGGGCCGGUACCUGUGCAAUCCCAAGACGGGUACCGCUAUUAUGCUCUUUUUGUGGAUGAUUAUUCUCGCUUUUCAUAGCUAUAUCCUUUGCGGGCCA